AUGGGACACUGUUACUCAGGAUCAACUGGUUUCACUGGUCAAGCUGGUACUACUGGGGUACCAGGAUCACAGGGAAUUCCAGGACAACAAGGACCUCCAGGAAUUAACGGUUCACCUGGAGCAGCAGGAGCAAUAGGUGAUACUGGAAACAGUGGACAACCUGGUCCCCGAGGAGAGACUGGUUCUCCAGGAAACCCUGGAAACAAAGGAAUCUUGGGUUUAGUAGGUGACACAGGUGCAAGCGGUGCUGUUGGUUUACCUGGCAGUCCAGGUCAAGCUGGUUUGAAAGGAUUAUCUGGGACACCAGGUCAACCGGGAGGUCAAGGAUUUACUGGUUCAACUGGACAGACAGGUACCACUGGGGACCAGGGCAUUGUCGGUGAUACUGGAGAAACUGGAAAUCAAGGACUCCCUGGAGUUGCAGGUCAGCCAGGGUUGCAAGGUUUGAGAGGAAUGGCUGGACCUACAGGACCAACUGGUUUUUCCGGACAACGGGGAGAUCCGGGAUUUCAAGGAAGCAUUGGAUCUCCUGGUCUUCCUGGAGCUACAGGACCUAUGGGAAAUUCUGGUGUCGUUGGCCAACCUGGGUCAGGUGGUAAUCCUGGCCAACCAGGUUCACCUGGCUUGCCGGGACCUAUUGGAGCAGUCGGUGCCACUGGAUUAACUGGUGCUUCUGGAUCCAAUGGCCUACCGGGAACCCCUGGUGAAAUAGGAUUUACAGGAUCUUCAGGACUUCCAGGAUCACUAGGGUCAACAGGAGCAUCUGGGUUUACUGGCUCAUCUGGUCUUCCUGGUCCUGCUGGCAGCUUCGGUUCUACUGGUCGACAAGGAGAAAGAGGAAUUGUAGGUCAAAUUGGAUCCACCGGUACUCCCGGUGAUACAGGAGCUUCUGGAACUCCAGGUCAACCAGGAAGUAUUGGAUCGCCUGGAACACGUGGUGAGCCUGGAUUUACUGGUGCUGUAGGCCAACGAGGUAUGUCCGGUAUGAUAGGAACUCCUGGUGCUACUGGACUGCCAGGAUUAAAAGGGGAGACGGGAGCAUCCGGUUUGGCUGGAGAACCUGGAUCUAUUGGUCAGAGAGGUGGCACUGGUGCAUCCGGUCAGAAAGGAUAUCCUGGUUAUAAUGGGGAUCCUGGUAGUGUUGGAUCCACUGGAUCAAGUGGAUUCCAAGAAAUACAAACAAUCGUCAACUUCGCUCUGCCAUCGCUCUACGUUUUCAUCGGCAUAAAACAGCGAACAAUAUUGCUGGUCGUGCAUUCCGACAUGCUGCUCCUUACGUUUGGAAUUCGCUUCCGCGAAAGAUUAGGAACUGCAACUCUACACAGUCAUUCAAGUCCUAUUGGCUCUCCUGGACAGAUUGGUCCAGUUGGUCCUUCCGGUUAUCCCGGCAUACCUGGGCCAUCAGGACCCAGAGGUGAUCCUGGUUUAAGGGGAGCUCCCGGAAGUUAUGGCAAUCCUGGUUCAACUGGUGCAACCGGAUUAACUGGUCAAGAUGGUGGCACGGGAUUUACAGGUGCUAGUGGAUUACCUGGAUCCCUUGGUGCUCCUGGGCUAGUUGGAGACACUGGCUCUAGUGGCUUCAUUGGAUUGCCUGGAUCACCAGGCCAGAUGGGAAUACCUGGACAACCCGGGGAAAGAGGAAAUGCUGGAACAUCUGGAUCACCUGGAAUGAUUGGCAGCAUGGGUGUUCAAGGCUUGAGAGGCGAAGUCGGGUUUCCUGGUCAAGUAGGAUCUCCAGGGUUGCCUGGAGAUAGUGGAUCCUCUGGACCUUCUGGUUCAUCUGGUGCUGUUGGUCUGCCUGGGCAGCCAGGUGCAACAGGUCUUCAGGGGUCUACUGGAAACCCGGGUCAACCUGGAGAUUUAGGUUUGAGUGGUGCACCUGGAGUGUCAGGACAACAAGGAUCUGUUGGAUUUACCGGUGAUACUGGUCCGAAUGGUGCUGCUGGGAAUGUGGGAAGCAUUGGUGAACCAGGGCAAAAGGGAUUAGUUGGGGACACUGGGAAUCUAGGAGCUACCGGACAACCAGGAUUAAGAGGACCAGAUGGAGCAAAUGGACUUACUGGUCAAAGUGGAGCCCAAGGAGAUACAGGAUCAAGUGGAUCUAAGGGUUUAACUGGUUCCCAAGGUCAGUCCGGAGCAAAAGGUGAUCCUGGACAGCAAGGCCAACCUGGCCUCGUCGGUUUUCCUGGAUCACCUGGUGUUCAAGGGUUUGUUGGAUAUACUGGAAACACUGGAGGAACAGGUUUCCCUGGAAAUGUUGGUUUUACCGGAGGCACAGGUAGCACAGGAAUUACCGGGCAACCUGGUUUUCAGGGUCCUCGAGGAGAUAAAGGUUUAACGGGAUCAAUAGGAUUACCAGGACAAGAUGGUCCAACUGGUGCCAGCGGAGCCACAGGAUUGUUAGGUUUUCAAGGUCUUCAGGGUUCUACAGGAUUAUCUGGUGUAUCUGGAGAUCCAGGAAAUACAGGAUCUUCUGGAAACUUCGGACUAAUAGGGCCACCAGGAUAUCCUGGUAAUCCUGGUUUGGUUGGUGAUACUGGUUUGAAUGGGUCACCAGGAUCAAAAGGACAAGCCGGUAUGAAAGGAUUGCCAGGUGAUCCUGGUGUACCAGGAAGUGUAGGUCAACAGGGAAUUUCUGGACCUCCUGGUCAACAAGGAAUGAUUGGUUUGCAAGGGUCAACUGGUCUCCCGGGACCAAAAGGUCCAACCGGUUUACCUGGACCAGUUGGUUCUAUUGGACUUCAAGGACCCGUUGGGCAAACAGGAUCUUCAGGAAAUCCUGGUUCUCCUGGAUUACCAGGAAAUACCGGCCAACCGGGAUUUAGCGGCGAUCCUGGUCAGCCAGGUUUACAAGGGCUUCUUGGGUCUAUUGGUCAAGCAGGACCUAGGGGUGCAACCGGUGUUCCUGGAAACACUGGACAGCCCGGUCCAGUAGGUGAGGCCGGUUCUCCAGGACAGAAUGGUGCUUUUGGUUCAAAAGGUAGACCUGGUUCACCUGGAUUACCUGGGAUUGAUGGCUCUUCAGGACUGAAGGGAUUUCCUGGGAUGAUUGGACCUGUUGGACCGACAGGUUCAAAUGGGAUUCAAGGUCCCAGAGGAGAUAUUGGGGCACAAGGUCUAGCAGGAGCAACUGGUUUGCCUGGAAAUAUUGGUCAGAAAGGUUUUAUUGGAUUACCAGGGUUAAAGGGUGACCCAGGUCAGUCAGGCCAACCCGGUUUACCUGGACCAGUAGGUCCUGCCGGCCAAAAAGGAGAUACAGGUACAUCGGGUCCAAUAGGUCAAAAUGGACUUAGAGGUGGCAUUGGUGACACAGGGGCUAGCGGGGACAUAGGUUUCUCCGGUGAUCCCGGAUCUAUCGGCAAUCAAGGUCCAUCUGGUCUACCUGGUAAUCAAGGAAGUCGAGGAGACACUGGUACUACUGGCUCAUCUGGUCAGUCUGGAGCUAGUGGUGCAACUGGUGCCAGUGGGGAUACAGGUGCAACUGGUAACACGGGUGUUCCAGGAACAUUGGGCGAUUCAGGAGUGCAAGGUCAAUCUGGGCAGCCAGGAAUAAAUGGAUCUCCAGGGUCGCCUGGUCAGCCAGGUUUUUCAGGUAGCAGUGGACGUCAAGGAGAUAGAGGAGAUUAUGGCCCAAUUGGCGACACUGGCUUGCCAGGAAACACUGGUGCCACUGGAGCUUCUGGUUUGGCGGGACAACGAGGUUCCAGUGGACAGCAAGGAGUUUUUGGAAAUCCUGGUCAAAGAGGUGCUACUGGUUCUACUGGAGUUUCAGGCCAGCCCGGCCAGCCUGGUUUCAUCGGAGAUCCAGGACCGAUCGGUUCGGCUGGCGCUACUGGAAAUUCAGGUCAACAAGGUCAGCCAGGGUCACAAGGCCAACCAGGUUACCCUGGUUAUAAAGGACUUAAAGGUGAUGCGGGAUCCACAGGCUCCCCUGGUGUCAAUGGACAAAUUGGAUCCACUGGCCAGACUGGUUUGCCAGGUAGCCCAGGUGACAUUGGACCACAAGGUUCAGUGGGUAGUACAGGUAGUACAGGUUCCACUGGAAUUCAGGGCAUGCCAGGGCGUUUCGGUAAUACUGGUCCGUCCGGUCAAAUUGGAAACACAGGGUUUCCUGGAGCUCAAGGACCUGAUGGUGUCAGAGGUGAUAGAGGAGAUUCAGGAUUACCAGGAUUGGUGGGACCUCAAGGUGUUAAAGGUUCAAAAGGAUAUCCAGGACCUGUAGGUUCGCCAGGACCAAAUGGUCAGCCAGGUCAAGUAGGUAAUACUGGAGAACAAGGUUUACAAGGUACUCUUGGUCAACCUGGUGCCACAGGACCAAGGGGUCUACAGGGAGAUAUUGGUCAAAUUGGUCCACCUGGUGGAAGAGGUGUUCCAGGAAAUCCUGGUUCGAUGGGUCUUACAGGACAACUCGGAACUCCAGGACCAAUGGGAUUAUCUGGAACUGCUGGGUCUCCAGGAUUGAUCGGGCUACCGGGGGUUCAAGGUGCUACUGGUCAAGCUGGACUGCGAGGAUCAACAGGAUCAGUUGGUUUAAAUGGAAUUAAUGGGUUACAAGGUGCUACCGGUAGUCCAGGGCCACCUGGCCAGAAAGGUGAAAAUGGAAGUCCUGGAAGCUCUGGAAAUCCCGGAAAUCCUGGGUUUAAAGGUGCAGUUGGUGCUCAAGGUCAACCAGGUUUGCCUGGCUCAAAUGGUAAUAUAGGAGUUCCAGGUAAUCAAGGUGGUACUGGUCCUACUGGAACUCAAGGUAGUACAGGAUCGACUGGAUUAUCUGGUCCGCAAGGUGCUACCGGCCAAACAGGUUUAAUGGGAAAUAAAGGAAGUGCAGGGGCUACUGGAUCGACUGGAGACACAGGAACCAUUGGCCAAAAAGGACCUUCAGGAGAUAAUGGUGUUCAGGGUCUUUUGGGACUUCCAGGACAACGAGGAGAUACUGGUUCAUCUGGUUCACGAGGUGACUCCGGACCUCAGGGUCGUCAAGGGGAAAGAGGUGAUACUGGAUCUCCUGGUAUUCAAGGUCCGAACGGCAACCGAGGUCAACCAGGAACUAAUGGUGCUCCGGGGACUCCAGGAGUACAAGGACUUCCUGGGAGUAAAGGUCAGGAUGGUAGUGUAGGAAACACAGGCUCUGAUGGUUUUAAAGGCUCUCUUGGAGAUCCCGGAGUUAGAGGUCUCCCCGGGUUACCAGGUGCUAAUGGCUUUACAGGGUUCCAAGGUGACACUGGUCCAAAUGGUGCACAAGGACAAGCAGGUCCUCGUGGAUCGCCUGGUUUCGUGGGUUUGCAAGGUGACCCUGGUAUUCGUGGUUUGCCUGGAUUUCCUGGUUUGCCUGGAUUUCCUGGUAGAAACGGAAUUGAUGGUAUUCUUGGUGUUAUAGGUCCACAAGGAGCUAAGGGACUGAUUGGGUUAAUAGGAGAACAAGGUAAACAGGGUGAUCCAGGUAGACAAGGAGAGCCGGGUUUACAAGGACCAACAGGGUUAAAAGGUGGACCAGGGCCAGUUGGACAAAGUGGCGCUCCCGGUUAUCCAGGACAGCCAGGUAUAAGAGGAUUUCCAGGUAAUACUGGUGAUACUGGGGCUCCAGGAAAUGCAGGAGAUCCUGGAGUUGCUGGUGAUGCUGGUUUGCCAGGGGCGUUAGGAAACCCUGGAUAUCAAGGAAAUCCAGGACUUCCAGGACUUUCUGGUUCAAGAGGACAAUCAGGUUCAAGAGGAUUACCAGGGGCGACUGGUAAUACUGGAUAUGCUGGUUCUCCUGGGUUGAAAGGUUUGCCAGGUAAUGCCGGACCAUCAGGAUCUGUCGGAUUUACUGGGCUCCCAGGCUUUCCAGGUAAUACUGGUGAUCCGGGGUUUAUUGGAAUUCAAGGGACACGUGGUCCGACAGGACCAAAAGGAUUUUCAGGUCAGCCUGGUGUUCAAGGUGCCACUGGAAACACAGGUGAAAAAGGUCUAAUUGGUUUCGAUGGUUUGGUUGGUUCACCAGGUCCUAGGGGUUCAACUGGAGUGAAUGGAGAUCAAGGUCCAAGAGGAGAGCCAGGCCAAAUUGGUUCUCCUGGACAAAUUGGAUUUCCAGGUGAUCCCGGUCCUCCAGGUAGAAUUGGAGAGCCUGGAGAUAAAGGGCCAAAAGGAUUUCAAGGUAUCCCAGGAUUUCAAGGAUCACCGGGUAAUACAGGCACUGUCGGUGAUACCGGAGAUACAGGACCGACCGGAUUACCAGGCAAUGCUGGACAAAUGGGUCUUCCCGGUUUUCUUGGUUUUCCAGGAGAAAUAGGAUUUACCGGCUUACCUGGUGAUGCUGGACUUCCAGGGUACAAGGGUCCUGUUGGGUAUCCAGGUCUGCCAGGGCUUGACGGAUCUACUGGAAGUUCAGGUGAAAUUGGUUUUCCAGGUCCAUCAGGUCCCAUGGGAAUAUCAGGGCCUUCAGGAAAUACAGGACCUCAAGGAAUAGUAGGCGUAGAUGGUUUUCCUGGUGAACAGGGAGAUCAAGGAGUUCCUGGGGUAAAAGGUUCAACAGGUGAUAAAGGGGCUGUUGGGUCACCAGGUCCAGUUGGUCCACAGGGUGCUCCAGGAUUUACAGGAAACACUGGUUCGAAAGGUGACACGGGAUAUCAAGGAUCAGCUGGUGUUAUAGGACCAGCUGGGCCUCCCGGAGAUGUUGGAAUGCAAGGAAUAGAAGGUCCUAAAGGAUUAGAUGGUUUGCCAGGCAAUCCAGGUGCACCUGGUUUUCCAGGUUCUUCUGGAUCAUUGGGACCUUUGGGAAAUACAGGCGGAAAGGGGUCAACGGGUUUUGUUGGAGAUCAAGGAUUAAUUGGUAGUACAGGGCCUACAGGAACUGUCGGUGCAACUGGAUUUAAAGGACAACAAGGUGCGCCUGGUCAAAGAGGUGAUCCUGGGAGUCGGGGUGCGGUUGGACCUACUGGAUUUAUAGGUGCUACUGGAUCAGCUGGACAGAAGGGCUAUCCAGGUGUCAACGGGCCACCAGGAGAUACAGGAGUACAAGGAGGAACAGGUUUAGUUGGUUCACCUGGUUUACAAGGUUCUCCUGGCCCUCAAGGCUUGCAGGGUCGUCCAGGUCUUAGAGGUGAACUGGGAGUUCCAGGAAAUACAGGUGCAAAUGGAGAUGAUGGUGCUCCGGGUCAGCCUGGGCUAGCAGGACCAUAUGGUGAUACCGGAUCGACUGGUGAAACAGGGUUACCUGGAAAUAUUGGAUCUUUUGGCAAUCCUGGUCCACCCGGACUUCCUGGACCCGCAGGGCUACCAGGAAACAAUGGUUCUUUGGGUCAACCAGGCCUUCCAGGCGUUAGAGGGGAUCCAGGAUUACCUGGUGAUACAGGUCCUAUUGGUGCAAAAGGUUUUCAAGGUUUCCAAGGACAACAAGGGUUACAAGGUUCAAAUAUUUAUUUUCAACAUAUUGCUAAAUUUUUGUUAUUCUAUGCUGAGUAUUAUUUUCUUGUCAAUUUCUCCGAGUGCUCUACAUUCAACAAUUUUAUAGUUUAA
Molecule: messenger RNA, 7491 nt
Organism: Helobdella robusta
Lineage: Eukaryota; Metazoa; Annelida; Clitellata; Rhynchobdellida; Glossiphoniidae
Exons: 22
Coding region: 1-7491 (2496 amino acids)
Source: RefSeq, a predicted model, not a curated record